AGAUGUUAUUUUCUGCUCUUCGCAAGGACGUUGUCAACGUUCUGGAUUUCAUGGAGAGGUUAAAGAAUGAAGAAGAUCAAAAUGCUGUUGACGUGUAUCUAAUUGAAAGGGUGAGACUUGAGCUGGCAUUUAUUUGUACAUAUGUCCAGCUUUCUUAUUCCGAUUUGGAGCAGUUCGAAGUUGUAAUGAGUUAUUCAAGGCAAAGGGUUGACAAUCUGCUUCGACCAAUUUUGAACGACAUGGAUCAUGUUCUUCCCAACCUCAUGGGUAAUAUCGAUGGUUGUAUCAGCUCGUGUUAUCGUUCUACAUCAAGUGCCACCAUGACUGACGAGCAGUUGAACUUCCUCCUCCUGAAUCUCCAUCAUCUAUCCAAGUAUCUUGCUGAACGGAUAUUUCCAUUAGAGACUCAUCAUGAGAUUCUUCAGAAUGUGUCUGGCAACAUGAAAGAUUUCCAUGGGCUGAUAGUGAAUGGUUGCAUUGAGCACGAGAUUGUUCAGUAUGUGUUGCCUCAGUUUCAAUUCAUGGCUGAGAGAGUUGGACUCUUCCUUUGGCAUGAUCGACUUGAUGGAGACUCUCAACUCUUCAAGCUAGCACAUCUACUCAUGAAGAUUAUUCCAAUUGAACUGGAGAUGAUGCAAAUAUGUUAUACAAAUUUGAAAGCUUCACCAUCAGAAGAAAUUGAACGCUUCAUUAACCAGCUCCUUGAAACCUUUCCGGAAGUUCUGAGAGAAUAUCUGAUUCAUCUACAAGAGCACAUGGUAACUGUUAUUACCGUAAGCACUUCAGGGGCUCGAAGCAUUCAUGUCAUGAUAGAGUUCCUAUUGAUUAUUCUUACUGAUAUGCCCAAGGAAAUUAUUCAUCAUGACAAACUAUUUGAUCUUUUGGCACGUGUUGGAGCACUUAUCAGGGAGGUAUCAACUCUUGUUCAUGACUUAGAAGAAAAAUCAAGGAAUGAAGAGAGUACCGAUGGAAAAAGUCGUGCAACUCUAGACUUGCUGGAAAAUAUUCAACUCCUCAAAGAAGAUCUCGAACAUGUUUAUUUGAAAGCGCCAGACUCAUCUCAAUGGUGCUUCCCCAUGAGCGAUGGACCUCUCUUCAUGCAUCUGCUGCACAGACACCUAAAUGAUUUGCUAUAUUCCAAUGCUUAUUCAAUUGCAUUGAUAAAGGAAGAAAUUGGGCUGGUGAAGGAAGACCUAGAAUUCAUAAGAUCGUUCUUCGGCAAUGUUGAGCAAGGAUUGUAUAAAGAUCUAUGGGCACAUGCUUUAGAUGUAGCAUAUGAGGCUAAAGAUGUCAUCAAUUCAAUUAUCGUAAGAGAUAAUGGUCUGUUACAUCUUAUUUUCUCACUUUCCAUCACAAUAAAAAAGAUUAGCCUUAUCAAAGAAGAUGUCUCCAAUUUACUUGAGAAGAUUCCCAAGAACAAGAGCCUCGUUGUUGUAAACGCUCCCGAGAAUCCACUUGAGAGAAAGUCAUUGACAAGUGGUAAAAUUAUUGUAGGUUUUAAGGAGGAGACAAACUGGUUAAUUACUAAGCUCACCAGUGGACCGAAGUUGAGAAAGGAAGUAGAAUUCUUUUGACGACCCGGCAAAAGGAAGUGGCUUUGCAUGGAAAGCGCAAUACUGAUCCUCUCAAGCUUCGGUUGCUAAAAUUAGAAGAGAGAUGGGAGUUAUUAGAGAAAAGGGCAUUUGGAAACGAGAGUUGCCCUGAUGAACUACUGGAAGUUGGAAA
This is a messenger RNA of Capsicum annuum, 1725 nucleotides long. RefSeq lists its product as uncharacterized. The record is from RefSeq and is a predicted model, not a curated record. NCBI's taxonomy places the organism in Eukaryota, Viridiplantae, Streptophyta, Magnoliopsida, Solanales, Solanaceae.